Aureobasidium subglaciale EXF-2481 is the source of this 330-nucleotide messenger RNA. RefSeq lists its product as uncharacterized. The annotation marks the transcript as partial. The record is from RefSeq and is a predicted model, not a curated record. The transcript has a single exon. Gene Ontology annotation, molecular function: protein binding. NCBI's taxonomy places the organism in Eukaryota, Fungi, Ascomycota, Dothideomycetes, Dothideales, Saccotheciaceae.
ACCGCUUUGCAUAUCGCAGCUCGUGACCGUCAUCACUCCAUCAUCCGCCUUCUGGUGGAGACAGGCACCGACAUCAACUCAUCCAACAACUUACAAAUGACUGCCCUUCAGAUUGCGAUCACCUCUGCCAACAUCACCACUGCACAAUACCUUUUGGGCUUGGGCGCUGACGUUUCGGGAAGGACUUCAAGCGGAGAUACAUCACUGCAUCUGGCCGCUCGCGUUGGUGAUGUGAGUCUAGUAGAAUCAUUACUCCAGCGUUCCGUGGGUCUCAAUGCGAAAAAUCACUGCGGUGAGACAGCACUGCACGCUGCUGUAACGGCAGGCCAU